GAAAGAUUGUAUGACCUUCUCUCCCAAUCUCCCAUAGGACCUUAAACAUGUCAUUACAGGAUGAGUUGUUGGCCGAUUUUGCAAGCAGUGAUGAGUCAGAUCCAGAAUUGGCCGUGCCAACGGUGGAUCUGAUCGCAACAGAAGAAGUGACACAAGCGUUAAACGUCGAUGUCGAAACGUAUCUCAAGCAAGACAGAGAAUUAACCACCCAGGAUCUACUCAAACUGGUUGAUUUGGGGCGUGUGUCUGACAUAAAGUCGCUAUCCAAGCUACAGCCCAUCCUCGAACCGGUGCUUACCCAAAUUGGCCGCUACGACGCUGAGGCCUCCGGUACGCGUGCUAACUUUUCGCAGGAGUACGAAUUUCUCAUUAAGUGCAAUGACUUGUCGUCAGACAUUAUUGCCGAAAUCCAGCUCAUUCACAAACAUGUGACGUUAGCGUAUAGUCCUAUCUUCCCAGAAUUGGAGACAUUUAUCCAGAACCCAGUAAUCUACUCGAAAACGGUGCGAGUGCUCAGCUGUGACCUCUCCUCGGUAGAGGAUCCAAUAAAGGUUGGGGAAUUGAGGACUUUUUUAUCCGGAGAGCAGGUGCUUGUUCUAACAAUGGCUGCGCUCCAGCAGAAGAAACAAACGCACAACCUCCUUAAUCAGAUAUCCACCCAGUUGAUCAUGGAUAUCUGCGAUAUGGUGAUCGAUUUGGAGCAGACACGGAAUACCAUCACACACUACGUCUCCUCGCGUCUCAGUCUCUUUGCCCCGAAUAUCACCACAAUCGUGGGGUCGUACACCGCUGCCCAGCUCAUCUCCGUGUUGGGCGGCCUCAAGACGCUCGCCGCUACGCCUUCGUGCAAUAUACCGUCCUUGGGAAGCAACCGCCAGAUAGGGAUUGGGUUUGGUAACGUGGGGGUUAGACAGAAGGGAUUCUUGUACAACUGUGACAUGGUACAGCAGUUUCCGGAGGAUUUACGGAAGCAGGCCAUGCGGAUUAUCAGCGGAAAGUUGGUUCUCGCCGCCAGAGUAGACUUGGCCAACUCUGCCACAAGUGCAGCGCAAUCCAACAACAGCUUGGGAGUCAAGUGGAGACAAGAGAUUAUAGAGAAGCUCGAGAAGUUGGCUACGCCGCCAGAUGACGUGGGCGUGAAGCCGCUCCCAAUCCCGGUAGACACAACGUCGAAGAAGAGAGGUGGCCGGAGAUACAGAAAGUUUAAGGAGCAGUUUGCAAUGUCUGACUUGCAGAAAGCCGCGAAUAGAAUGGAGUUUGGCACAAUGGAAACCACUGUCACCGAUGCCUUUGGCCGAGAUAUCGGGUUGGGGAUGGCAGCCAGACACGAAGCCGGCACUGGUAGGAUUCGCAAGGCCAAGGCCGAAAGCAAUAACAAGCCAAAGAUGUCCAAGGCCAUGGCUGAAAGAUUAAAGUAGGAUAUA
Messenger RNA from Babjeviella inositovora NRRL Y-12698, 1424 nucleotides. Its product is annotated as U4/U6-U5 snRNP complex subunit. The coding region runs from base 48 to 1418 and encodes 456 amino acids. Gene Ontology annotation, cellular component: precatalytic spliceosome; U4/U6 x U5 tri-snRNP complex; U4 snRNP. The record is from RefSeq and is a predicted model, not a curated record. Gene Ontology annotation, biological process: mRNA splicing, via spliceosome; spliceosomal tri-snRNP complex assembly. Lineage: Eukaryota; Fungi; Ascomycota; Pichiomycetes; Serinales. The transcript has a single exon.